This is a messenger RNA of Diachasmimorpha longicaudata, 1543 nucleotides long. Its product is annotated as acyl-CoA Delta-12 desaturase. Gene Ontology annotation, biological process: unsaturated fatty acid biosynthetic process. The transcript is spliced from 5 exons. NCBI's taxonomy places the organism in Eukaryota, Metazoa, Arthropoda, Insecta, Hymenoptera, Braconidae. Gene Ontology annotation, cellular component: endoplasmic reticulum membrane. The record is from RefSeq and is a predicted model, not a curated record. Gene Ontology annotation, molecular function: stearoyl-CoA 9-desaturase activity; iron ion binding. Bases 379 to 1341 code for a protein of 320 amino acids.
UCAAAAAAAUAAAUACUUGAUGAAAAAAAAAUGUUCUCAGUGCAUGAAGUGGUAAUAAUUUACCGACAGCUAUUUACAACAAUAAUAAUCAUUAUUUUUCGUAAAUUAUAGCAAUAAUUAUACGUUAAGUAUCUCUACAACAAUCUUCCAAACCAGACCCAUCAGAUCCCCCUCCAUUAAUUCACUGAAAUCAGAAUACGAAGAGGAAAUGAUACUUACAAAGUCAUCCAUUUUAAAUUUAAUGAAAUUCGUAAGGGUCCUGACUGGGGUCAAUGAGAAUUCGAAAAAUAAUGACCAGUAACUUCACCAGUCUCCCCCAGACCUCAGUUCCGAGUGCAGGUAAGACCUAGUGCAGUGUGUGCAGUAAAGCCAAAAAAAAUGGAGAAGAAAUUGGCGGAUAAGCGCGACACCCAGUGGAUCUAUGUGCUCUGGUAUAUUCACCUUUACAUAUUGGGGACUUACGGCCUUUACAAAGUAGCUGACGCCACGUGGCCCACUUUAUUUUUCGGAGUUUUCGUGGUGUUAAUGGGGUCACUGGGGAUAACAGUGGGAGCCCAUCGUCACUGGGCCCAUCAGUCUUUUGAGGCCCAUUGGUUCACAAAACUGUGGUUCAUGAUUUUUCACACUCUGGCUGGUGUUGGACCAAUCUACGACUGGGUUCUCGCUCACAGAAUUCACCAUAAGUUUUAUGGAACGGAAAGGGACCCCUACAACCACAACAAAGGUUUUCUUUACAGUCACCUCAUGACGAAUCUCAUGAGCAACCCAGAGAAUUACGAGCAGACGGCCAAGCAGAUUGACAUGAGGGACAUCGAGUCUGAUAAAAUACUCUGGGUUCAGAGAAAGUUCUAUUGGGUCCUGUUCAUCGUGAUUGGUCUCCUCCUGCCAAUAAAUGCUCCGGCGGAAUACUGGGGUGAAUCAAUAACAAAUUCAGUAUUUGUCCUCGGAUUUCUGCGGCUAGCGAUUCUGAUGAACAUCUCAUUCCUAGUGAACAGUGCAAUGCACAUCUGGGGACUGAAGUUAACAGACAAAUAUCCACCAGACGACAAUCUAGUAUUUUUACUCAAUAGAUCAUUCUGGUUAAAUUACCACUAUCUCCUACCCUGGGACUGGAGAACCGAUGAAUUCGGUGGUUACGAUACAGGGGCAACAAGUUUUACAAUAAAAUGUUUGAACGAACUUGGAUUGAUUAAUAAUCUGAAGACUUCGUCGAGUGAUCUCGUGAGAAAUGCCCUGUACAAAGCAGCAACAAGUAAAAAAACAACUUCUGAAAUUCUAGAUGAACUCAAAGAAGGCGCUGAAUACGAAACUGCCAAAAUCAAUCUUCAUUACCACCACUGAUGGUGACAUCAAACGAUUUUAAUGCUACACAUUAACUAGCUUACAAUCUAGGACAAUUAGUUUGCAUUAAAGUGUAUUUAUUUUGCCACUGUAACAUCAUCACGAUCAUUUCAAUGAAAACGUCCAUAAAAAUGUAGAAAAAUCGUAGAGAGAUAAUACAUUAUCAUUCCACAUUGACAAAUAUAUUUAUUUUACACCUUCA